Messenger RNA from Pygocentrus nattereri (red-bellied piranha), 6804 nucleotides. It is a transcript of the gene nup98, whose product is annotated as nucleoporin 98 and 96 precursor. The coding region runs from base 236 to 5620 and encodes 1794 amino acids. The transcript is spliced from 33 exons. Gene Ontology annotation, biological process: post-transcriptional tethering of RNA polymerase II gene DNA at nuclear periphery; RNA export from nucleus; protein import into nucleus. Lineage: Eukaryota; Metazoa; Chordata; Actinopteri; Characiformes; Serrasalmidae. Gene Ontology annotation, molecular function: structural constituent of nuclear pore. Gene Ontology annotation, cellular component: nuclear pore; nuclear pore cytoplasmic filaments. The record is from RefSeq and is a predicted model, not a curated record.
CUGUGACCUAAGCUGCUAAUAGCUUAGCUUUGCUUGCUAACUACGUUUCCCUCCUUCGACACAAGUUAGCCAAAUGCCUGAAACCUGAAACCGAGUAAACGGCGUACUUUAGCUCUGGGCAAACAGUUCUAUGAAACAUCCACCGUCGGAAGAGACCGAGAGAAGCACUUACGAACCUCGCUGAGAGCAGCGACUGCAGCAUAUACGACAUAUGCAGGGUCUAUAGCAGCACAAGAUGUUCAACAAGUCAUUUGGUGCUCCCUUUGGGGGAGGAACAGGAGGAUUUGGGACUUCAUCCACGUUUGGACAGCAAAACACUGGGUUUGGAACAACAGGUGGCUUUGGCUCCUCUGCUUUUGGGACCACAAACAACACAGGAGGUCUCUUUGGGGCAACUCAGAACAAACCUGGUGGACUGUUUGGAUCCAGCACCUUCAGUCAACCUGUCACUUCCUCUACCAGCAGUGGGUUUGGGUUUGGUGCUGCCAGUGGCACCUCCAACAGUCUUUUUGGAAGCACCAAUACUGGAGGUGGAGGACUCUUCUCCCAGCAGGGCAAUGCAUUUGGUGCCAAUAAACCGGCCUCUUUUGGCACUUUUGGCACCAGUACCAGUAGUGGCGGGCUGUUUGGGACAACCAGCACCACUUCCAAUCCAUUUGGAGGCACUUCAGGGUCCCUGUUUGGUUCGUCAGGUUUCACUGCCACGCCUGGCACAACAAUCAAAUUUAAUCCACCAACUGGAAGUGACACAAUGGUCAAGAGCGGUGUGACAACCAGCAUUAACACCAAACACCAGUGCAUCACAGCCAUGAAGGAGUACGAAAACAAAUCCUUAGAGGAGCUGAGGUUGGAGGACUAUCAGGCAGGCAGGAAGGGGCCCUCAAACCCAAUGGCAGCCAACACAGGUGGUCUGUUUGGGACUACAGGGGCAGCUACUCCCAGCACUGCUGCUGGACUCUUUGGUUCCUCAGCUACUAAUACAGGCUUCAGCUUUGGCCAGAAUAAGACCUCUUUUGGCACCAGUACAAGUGGCUUUGGUGCAACCACAAGCAGUUUAUUUAGCCAGCCACAACCUGCUAAUAGUCUCUUCAAGCCCUUCGGCCAGGCCACCACAGCCCAGAACACUGGCUUUUCUUUCGGAAACACCAACACCAUGCAGGGCCUGUUUGGAAGUACGGCUGCCACUCAGACCGGUGGGCUGUUUGGGAACACUGCAAACACCAGUACGGCCACAGGCUUUGGCACAGGCACAGGCCUCUUUGGGCAGAACAACACUGCCUUUGGGAAUAACUUGUUUGGAAACAAGCCUGCUGGUUUUGGCACAACCACCACCAGCGCACCCUCCUUUGGUACAGGUACUGGCCUAUUUGGCAACAAGCCCGCCCUCACUCUGGGAACUAACACAAACACCUCCAACUUUGGAUUUGGGGCCAAUCCUGCUGGAGGGAGUCUGUUUGGAAAUAAAACCGCCACGGGUGGCCUAGGGACAGGUCUAGGAACAAGUUUUGGAGCAGGUGUAGGCACAGGACAAACAUCUCUGUUUGGAAACAACCAGAACAAGAUGGGUUCAACUCUGGGCACUGUAGGGACAUUUGGAGCUACUGGAUUCAAUACAGGAACCAGUGCAUUGAACUUUGGAGCGCCACAGCAACCUGUUGCCCUGACUGACCCCAAUGCUGCAGCAGCCCAGCAGGUGGUGCUACAGCAGCAGAUUAAUGCCCUGGCUUACGCACCUUUUGGAGACUCACCCCUUUUCAGAAACCCUCUUUCUGACCCUAAGAAGAAGGAGGAGCGUUUGAAGCCUACAAAUCCAGCUGCCCAGAAAGCCCUGACAACCCCCACUCACUACAAGCUGACUCCUCGUCCUGCAACACGUGUGCGACCCAAGGCCCUCACCUCCUCAGGCUCUGCCAAAUCUCAGCUCUUUGAUGGGCUAGAUGAUGAUGAGCCUUCUCUAACCAAUGGAGCCUUUAUGCCCAGGAAGAGCAUAAAGAAGCUUGUGCUGAAGAACCUGAAUGGCAGCAGUCUGUACAGCAGUCCACUGAACAGAGAGGCUGAUGACUUGGCCUCUCCUUCAGAGUACCCACAGAAUGGACUCGGUUUGAGAUCCGAUGUGGAGGAGACCAGAGAUGAAGAAAUAGAGAGGGGAGCAGAGGAUGAUCUGGAAGUGUCCAAAUUUUACACAAAUCCCAUUGCAAAGCCCAUCCCACACUCGCAGCCCAGUCCCUCACUGCAGGAUACUAUUACUGAGCUGAACAUGCGGAGAGGUGUCAGUGCUCGCAAUGGAUUGGAGCUCAGCAGUGAGGAAAUCUCUUUGGGAGAGGACUCAGUUCAGGAGGAGAGAGAUGAAGAACUGGAAGCCCAGAGACCUCCUCACCCAGCUGGUAUUGUUCUGAGCCGAGUGGGCUACUAUACAAUUCCAUCCAUGGAAGAACUUGGAAAGAUGCUGAAUGAGAAUGGUGACUGUAUUGUGGAGAACUUCACUGUUGGCAGAAAAGGUUAUGGGUCAGUUUUUUUCCCUGGUGAAGUCAAUCUGACAAACAUGAAUCUUGAUGAAAUUGUGCACUUCAGACGGAAGGAGGUAAUUGUCUACCCUGAUGACAAAGACAAACCUCCUGUGGGAGAAGGACUCAACAGACGUGCAGAAGUAACCCUUGAUGGUGUUUGGCCCAAUGACAAAACCACCUGCACACAAAUCAAGAGUCCUGAGCGUCUCAGUGAAAUGAACUAUGAGGGACGGUUGGAGAAUGCCUCCCGCAAGCAGGGUGCUCGCUUCCUGGAGUAUCGGCCAGAGACUGGCUCCUGGGUAUUUGAGGUGGCCCACUUCUCUAAAUACGGCCUGCAGGAUUCGGAUGAGGAAGAGGAGGUCCCCCCAGCCAAGACUGACCCAAAGAAAAUGAAAACGACCACUCAGCAACAACUUCCACCAACCCAGCAGCAGAUGGCACCCCAGGCUCAGAGCACGGCAUUGUUGGAGCUUCUCAGUCGUGUGUCGGAGCUGGACAGUGACAUGGCCGACAUUACCCAGGAACAACAUGCAGAUGGAGUUUUGUGUGAGGAGGAUGAAGGUACUCUAGAGGAGGAUGCUAAGAUGGCACUAAGAGCAGAAACCCCUGCUGAGCAUGAGCCUGUCUCUUCCUCCAGCCAGAUCGCCUCUUCACUAGGAAUCAACCCUCACACCCUUCAGAUUAUGAAAGCAUCGCUCUUUGCUGGGGAUGAUGAGUGUGACCCGUUUCAUGAGCAACUCCCUCAGAAACUCUUGGAGGAGGUUCCGUCUCCCAGGGUUUUACUUGGUAAAGCCCAGGGUGGUCUGUCAGUGGGCAGCCUUCUGCAAACCAAAUUCUUGUCAGGUGGAGGGCUCCUUGCCCAUCUGCCAGAUGUUCCUUUUGGAGGGUUCCCUCAGAAGCUCAGUAAGCCAGCAGUCUCAGAUGUACCAUGGCCCUCGUUGGGCCCCUCUUUCCUUUUGCCACCUCCAGUACCAGAAGUCACCCUACGUACAGUGGGUGCUCGCAGGCUGGAGGGCCCUGUGUCUUCGAAGAACUCAAUUACUCUGGGGAAAGGGAGCCUGCUGAUUGAUUCAGCACUGUACAUGGGUCGUUCCUUCAGGGUAGGUUGGGGGCCAAACUGGACACUGGUACACUGUGGAGAGCCACUCAGCACAGCGCAAGAGUCAAAGGAACAGGCCACAGACACCAUGGGAUUCGGCUUCUUGCCCAAACCUACCAAGUCCAGGCAGAUCACUGAAAGCCCCUUUAAAGUACAUGUAGAGCAAGUGCUGGGCAUGGAGCCCAAGAAGACAACAGAGAGCUUAGUUGUCUCUCACCGGCCACUGGAAAUUGGGCUCAAACACAGCACUAUCAGCACUGAAGAUGCUUGCCCCUUCAUCCAGCCUGAAAAAGGAGUGGAAGCACUGCAUGAAUAUGCUCAGUGGAUUGUGGAGGUCAACAAAGAGACAGGAGAUGCUGUUCUGGGCCACUGGCAGCAGGUGUGGACCCUGUGUGCAGCUUUAUGGGGCAGGCUGGGAGAUCAGGACUUGGAGGCUGAGCAUAGCGGGAAUUACCAAGAGCAACUGGCUCGCAGGCGGAGUUUCUCUCGCUGGCUAGCCGAAAGUGCGGCCCAGCGAAUCCAGGAAGAAGUGGGCCAAGCUCAGCCGCACAGCCAUGUGGAAGCCAUCUUCAGCUAUCUGACGGGACACUGCAUAAGUGAGGCCUGCAGACUGGCUCAGAAAAGCGGAGACCAUCGUCUAUCUCUACUGGUGUCCCAAGCAGUGGGCUCUCAAUUCAGCAGAGAUCUCUUGGCUCUGCAGCUGGCAGACUGGAAUAGAAUGCAGACAGACUCCUUCAUUCAGGAGGAGAGGCUCCGAAUUUUUGCCUUACUAGCAGGCAAACCUGUGUGGGAGUCGACAGACUGCUGUAUAAAUGUGUGUUCUGAGCUGGACUGGAAGCGUUGUGUGGCUGUGCACCUGUGGUACAUGCUGCCUCCCACUGCCUCUGUAGCAGAUUCUCUUGCCAAAUACGAGGCUGCUUUCCAGGGUCUGGAGGAUGGGAGGAAGUAUGCUUGUGCACCUUUCCCUCCAUAUGUGGAUGACAUAGAAUUGCUCGGUCUGUAUGAGGAGAUGGUGGACACAGAAUCUAAGAAAUCGCUCUAUGACAUCUGCUUCCACCUUCUCAAACUCUAUAGUGACAAGCACUACAGCCUACAGCAGCUACUGGAUCCCAGCACUGUGACUGCAGAUCAGCUGGACUACAGGCUGAGCUGGCACCUGUGGAACGUGCUGCAGGCUCUAAACUACACCCACCUCUCACUGUCACGUCAGGGCCUCCUGCACGCCAGCUAUGCUGCUCAGCUUGAGAGUGCAGGCCUCUGGGAGAUGGCUGUUUUCGUUUUGCUGCAUAUCCCUGACUCUGCACUUCGAGAGCGUGCGGUGCGAGAGAUGUUGAACCAGCACUGCCCCCUUGAGGAGACUGAGGAUUCUGCAGAAAAGGAGCGUUUCCUUACAGACAAGCUGCUGAUCCCCAUACAUUGGAUCCACGAAGCCAAGGCGAUCCGUGCCUGCAGGGAUGGAGAUAAACACGGAGAAGCGCUGCACCUUUACAAGGCUGGCCACUGGAAUCAUUGCCAUCGACUUGUCAUCCAGAACCUGGCCUCAGACUGCAUCAUUAAUGAUAAUCAUGAUUACCUGAUGGAGUUCCUGGAAGGUUUGGCAGUGCCUGAGCGCAGCGUUCAGAUCCAAGACUGGGACACGUCAGGCCGGGUCUACCUGGACUACAUCCGUGUUAUUCAGACGCUCCAAGCCAUUCAGCGGAUGGAGAGUCCAGGAUAUGAGCUGGAGCGUCUACACACAGAAGUAACAUCUCUGUGCAGCAGGAUUGAACUGCUCCCCUGCUCUAAAGCCAAAGACAGACUUGCUCAGUCAGAAAUGGCCAAACGUGUGGCUAACAUCCUGCGUGUGGUGCUAAGCCUUCAGCAGGGUGGCGAGGGCACUCCAGACCCCCGUCACAUUCCCUUGUGCCACUUGGCCCCCCACAUCGGGCGCCUGCCCAUGCCUGAGGACUAUGCUCUAGAAGAACUUCGCAGCCUCACCCAGUCCUACCUACGGGAGUACAUUGUUAGUCACUGAGAAUCGGAACAACAUCUGGAACUGCAGGGCUUUCUUAACUCCUGAGCAGUCGCCAUUGGUGACCAUCUUCAGACUUCAAGUGCUCUGGGUUCAGCUCUUUCAGACUUGUGGAGUCCUAUUGGCCCAUAAACACAGACACAAAUCUGGAUAAGUCAUUCCUGCGUGUGUUUGGUUUCUUGUAUGCUUAGAUAUGUGCGCCUGUGUUUGAUAAAGUAUAUUUUGAAGAGUCUUCUUGAUAAACCUCUUCGGCCAUUGAUCUGUAAAUGGAUAAUUCCCUUUGAAGGGGGUCCUCACCAGCUUUUAGAUGAUGUCAAUUGCAAGUUGAGAAUCACAAUACUACAUAAAACAUCCCAUUUGAAUUCAAAAGAUCAAUAGUGUUUUGGUAGGUUACGUUUUAUUGUCUGAGCUCAUGAUGGUGCAUAAACCACGGAGACAUUUAGCUGUUUUUCCUUUGAGGAUGAGUAUGCGUAGAGUUUACUGACUUGUAAUGCGACAUUAAUGUAGAUGUGGGUUUUAGUCCCUUCUUUGAGUCUUUAAAUAUUUUUGUCAGUAUAAUACAAAAGAGUGAGGACAUGUUGGUAAAAUGUUUGCAAUUUGGAAUGAGUGCUGGUCUUUUUAAGGGUGAAGAUGAGGAGAUGAGAUGGGGGUUCAGCUUCAUCUAAUGAAUUUCCUCGGUUUGCACCAGUGGUGACGCAGUAAAAAUGUAAAUUGGUCAUGAAUAUCUCUAUUUUUGUAAGGUUUUGUACAUAUGCCAGUCAGCAAAACCGCAUUCUUAAAAGGUUUUCAAGAGUGUAACAAACACAAAUAAGUGAAUAGUGCUCCAACGAAGCAGGUGAUUCUAAUGCUGUGUGUUACUUUGAGGAUGCUGAGAGAACUUAAUAUAUGGCUGCCGUUUUUUUUGCUUAUGCACACAUUAUAUAUGUGUUUAUUAUAAUUACAUCACAGCUGUAUUCUCCUUCCUUGCUUCUUUUUUUUUUUUUUUUUUUUUUAAUAAACGUCACGUUAAGUGCUUAAGUUCUUCAGAUCGGUCCUGUAGUAAUGUGCUGUUUCCCUUCAAAUGUAUGUUUUGAACUCUGUUGAAGCCUCUGUUCCUUCAAGGUCUGGAUGUGUGUGUUGCGGUCUGCGUUUGUUGCUGUGCAUGGUCGUGCAGAUGAUUUCCUUUUUUUUUUUUUUUUUUUUUUAAA